ACAAACUAAAAUGUAGAUCCGGGUGAGCAUGCGCUGAAUUACAAAAUCAUUUUUUACACAAUUAUAAUCUGUCUAUGCUAUUAUAAUUGUAUUUUAACAUACUUCAAUAGACGGAUAGAGAGAGCCCACAGAGAUACUUGUGACGCCACUGGUUUUGACUAGAUGGGAUGCAGUUUGUAUUAGAACUGACUUCUCAUAGCAGGUUAGAAUUUACGCUGCAGGUUAGGACAAUUAGGUUAAGGUUAGGAAAACGGUUAGCUAAAAUGCACUAAAAAAAUAAGGGAAAAAAAAACACCUUUAGACCUAAGUUUGACAAACUGCAUCUCCUCUAGCCAUGCCCACAUGCUGCUUGCUUGGUCAAACAGUUGGAUAAACGCAAAAGUAGUUAGGUUAGCUAGCCGGUCGUGUAUUUCUUGGACAUAUGAUAUACUAACGUUACAUAUUACUAAUGUCAAAACGGGUUUAGCAACAGCAUUAGCUAGCCACGAACAUCAAACCUACAUGUUUACAGUUAAACAACAUAACCAUGACAGUGAGGCAUGAAUGAGAUUAUUAUCAACAUUAGAACACGGGAGUUUGCCAGUUAAGACGAACGUCUAUGGAUCUGAUUUCCCAUCAAAGCCCAUCAACAUGACGAGGAAGCAACAUGGGAGAAGGGCGAGAAAGAAGAGGCAACGGGAGUGCAGAGAAACAACUGUUCAGACUGUGACACUAUCUCAUGAACCACAGUUUGUGGCUCUAAGAAGAUGGCUGCAACAGAGAGGCUUCAGCUCCAAGCUUCUAGUACCUGCACACUUCUCAGACACGGGACGUGGACUAAUGACCUUACAGCCUAUCAAGGCUGAGGAUUUGGUGAUCUCCUUACCAGAAAAAUGCCUUUUAACUACCUCUACGGUUCUAAGGAGCUACAUUGGUGAAUACAUAGAAAGAUGGAAACCGCCUGUGUCUCCUCUCUUAGCCCUCUGUGCUUUCCUCAUCUCUGAGAGACAUUUUGGCCAACGUGCAGAAUGGAAGCCCUACAUCGACGUCCUGCCCCAAAAAUACACGUGCCCUGCUUACUUCUCAGAUGAGGUCAUCGACCUGCUGCCGGGGAGUCUGAGUGGGAAGGCCCUGGAGCAGAGAGCCAUGGUUCAGGAGCUGCACUCCUCUUCAUUGGACUUCUUCAGCUCCCUCCAGCCUCUCUUCAGUCAGCCCGUGGAGAGUGUGUUCACGUAUGAUGCACUGCGCUGGGCAUGGUGCAGUGUGAACACGCGCACUGUGUACAUGGAGCACCAACACACCCCCUACAUGUCCAGGGAGAGAAAUGUGUAUGCCUUAGCCCCCUACCUGGACCUGCUCAACCACUGCCCAGCCAUACAGGUAAAGGCGAGCUUCAGCCAUGUGAGCAGGUGCUAUGAGAUCCGUAGCAUCCAAGGCUGCAAGAGAUUCCAGCAGGUUUUUAUCUGCUACGGUCCCCAUGACAACCAACGUCUCCUGUUAGAGUAUGGGUUUGUUGCUCCUGGAAACCCUCACAGUGUGGUGUAUGUGGACCAAGUUAUCCUUCAACAGUGCGUCUGUAUAAAAGACAUAAAUCAGCUGGCACAGAAGCUACUCUUCCUGAAGAAAAAUGACUUUUUAGCAAACUUGACCCUUAGUUUGGAUGGGCCCUCCUGGAGACUGAUGACCGCCCUCAGGCUGCUGUCACUUAAGACAGAACAAUACCCUUUCUGGAAGAGUGUCCUCUUGGGGGCGGGGGUGAGCCAUGACAGAGAGGAGUGGAGUGUCGAUGCAGCCCUUAGGCUUUGUCACUACCUGAUGGUUGACAACACUAGAGCUCUGAACAAGAUAUCCCAACUAACAGAGAGGGCAGACGCGUCUCUCAAGGAGCAGCUAGCUGUUGUGGAAUGUCUACGACGAGAAGAGCAAGACAUUUUAGGUCUUAACCAGGAAAUGCUGCAGGGUCUUCAGAAACAAUUGUUGCCAAGCAGACAGCAUGCACAACUUAGAACAGCAUGCACAACUUAGUAUGACAUUCCAGAACCGGUCACUUUAUUUAUCACUGGCUAUGCUUCUGUUUCAUUAUCAGUGCAAUGAAGUGUCCCUGCAAAAGGGCACUGUCACUAGCUAUGUUUCCAUGAACUUGUCCAGUGAUUUAUUUUGAACGUUUGCAUAGAAAAUAGAUGCGACAAUUGCCUGCUAGGGUGCAUUUCCAUUGAACUAUUUUGUCGAUUAAAAACAGCUGGACGUAAUGACAUCUCACCUAAAAAACAUGUCUGCAGUAAAAGUUGUGCCCCUGGCAACAAUUGACUAAUAUUUGCCAUAUUCUAAUAAUUCUCAUGUGCCAACGUAUAGCCUCGGAUCUAGCGCCCUUGGGCAGGCAAUAUCGGCUGCCUAGGCUAGUCUGUGCAAUGUUGAAUCUUGCACUGAAAUAAUUCAGAAAAGCAAGGGAAAGUAUUCUUAAGUCAGGACAAUCCUUGUGCUAUUUUUAUAGAUGGAAAAUUGUUAUUUUGUAAUCAGUGGGCAUUUAAUAUUAAAUGUAGAGUGGAUGAUGACAUCACGUACCCUAAAAGUAUUCAGCAAUCUUGUUCAAAAAACGGUUAAUGUCAAUUUGUCGAAAAGAAAGUUAGAAAUGAUUUUUUUUUGGUCCAUCUUUAGAAAAUGUCUCAUAUCUGCCGUUUCCAUUACACGCCGCAAUGAUUUUGUUGAAUAAACCUGGGUCAAUGGAAACCUGUCUAUCGAUAGGUCAACAACCUCACAUCAGGGGUACGUUAACGUUUGCUACAUUGCAGAACGGUUUGUAUUGAAUGAAACAUUUUCCCAAAAUUUCUUGUGUAUGUUCUUGAACAGACUUUUAAAUACGUUUGCGCCAGUCGGUGGGUUUGCCAGGGUGUGGGUUAAAGCAAUGAGUGACGUAUUUAAGGAUAGCUGUGCAUUUUGAACCCACAACCAAACCCUGCCAUGUUUUUUUUCAAUUGGUCGUUCAGUACAGCACAAUUUCUGUUCAAUUGAACUUUCUAUUACGUUAUGUACUGAAUGCAGCCCUGUUAACUCUGGCCAAUCACAGUGAGGGUCACUUGACAACAGAGCGUUGACUGGAAGGACAAAUUUGGAAGUGACCCGUCUCUCAACACUUCUGAUAUGCCCUCAGAGAGCGGUACAGAUGGACAAUGGUAUCUCUCCAAUCCCACAAAGCCUCCAGAAACAGGACAUUGUUGUUUCCCCACCUUAGAUUAAAUCAUUUAGCAAGAAUUUCUCUGGUCACAAAUGACACAAGAAAAGCAGUUGCAGUUCAUGUAGAAUUCAAGCUGGGUCAUGUUCAGUAAGGCACCAAACGGAAUAAAACUUCUAGAUUCUA
Molecule: messenger RNA, 3334 nt
Organism: Oncorhynchus kisutch (coho salmon)
Lineage: Eukaryota; Metazoa; Chordata; Actinopteri; Salmoniformes; Salmonidae
Gene: setd4
Product: SET domain containing 4
Exons: 10
Coding region: 544-2004 (486 amino acids)
Biological process (GO): peptidyl-lysine trimethylation; peptidyl-lysine monomethylation
Molecular function (GO): protein binding; protein-lysine N-methyltransferase activity
Source: RefSeq, a predicted model, not a curated record